Molecule: messenger RNA, 777 nt
Organism: Megachile rotundata (alfalfa leafcutting bee)
Lineage: Eukaryota; Metazoa; Arthropoda; Insecta; Hymenoptera; Megachilidae
Product: ankyrin repeat domain-containing protein 13D
Cellular component (GO): cytoplasm
Molecular function (GO): protein binding
Source: RefSeq, a predicted model, not a curated record
AAAUUGUGUUCGAACCAGUCAAAGUUUAUAUGCGCAGAAUGAACAAAAAUUCAUCGUCCGAUGUGUAUGAUCUUGUGGUCAACGAAUAAUAAAACGCAUAAUAAGCGCCACUUGCAUCUUCUCCCGUCACUUAGCACAUCCAAUAUGAGAUUUGAAGUUUCUUAUCUAACUGUCUUAUCCGGUCGAUGAAUAAUCAUGUUCACUCGCUACCUCCUGAUUUCGGUGACAUGUAUUCUUUAGAUAAAAUUCUGUGUUUUGUGUUUGAAUCGUGGAAUUUAUAAUAAUUGCUGUUGUUAUAUGUUAGCGUUAACAAGACUUUAUAGAAAUGGUGAAUAUAGGUACAAUACUAAAGACUUAUCCGUUGCAUUGGCUUGUGUGGAAUAACAACUAUCUAGAACUUGAGGAACAAUUAUCUUCAAAACUGCAUGAUAUUGAAAAAGUUGAUAACAGAGGGAGAACACCGUUAAUGCUAGCUGUAACUUUGGGUUAUACCGAUUGUGUUGAAGUGUUAUUACAACAUGAUGCUAAUGUUAAUACAGAAAAUACUCAAGGAUGGACUGUGGUCCAAGAAGCGGUUGGUACAGGAAACCCUGAAUUGCUACAAAUGGUGCUAGCACGUAGAGAUUAUCAAAGAUAUUGUAAUCGGACAGCUGGUAUUCCAGAAUUACUUCAUAAACUUAAACAAGCUCCUGACUUUUAUGUUGAAAUGAAAUGGGAGUUUACUAGUUGGGGUAACUAUAAAAAUGUGUAAUAUCCCCAUUAUUUUUGGUUACAAAU